Messenger RNA from Branchiostoma floridae (Florida lancelet), 3352 nucleotides. Its product is annotated as sodium/glucose cotransporter 4-like. The record is from RefSeq and is a predicted model, not a curated record. NCBI's taxonomy places the organism in Eukaryota, Metazoa, Chordata, Leptocardii, Amphioxiformes, Branchiostomatidae. The transcript has 16 exons. Bases 275 to 2332 code for a protein of 685 amino acids. Gene Ontology annotation, cellular component: plasma membrane. Gene Ontology annotation, molecular function: D-glucose:sodium symporter activity. Gene Ontology annotation, biological process: transmembrane transport.
AGGGGGCGCGAUCAAACAAGCACCAAAGAAACACUUGUAGGUUCCACUGUAUAUGCAAAACUUCUUGGUCUCUGUUGAAGAAACAGAGAGUCUUUGUCAUCUCGAGGUCUUCCUACUGACCUUUUACUGGCAAUGGUCAGUGAUUGAUGUCGGAAAAGUCAGUGGUCAGACUCAGACGACGAAAGUAGGUCGCCAGCUGUAGGCCAUCAGAGGGUGGCUUACGGACGAAAAAGUUGUCUACCUCUUCUGUCCUGUCACACGCUUGGACUAAGAGAUGGCGGAGACUUCGUCUGCAGCAACCUCUACCGAAGGGUUUACCCCCUCUUCUACGGGCGGUACCCCCUCCGUGGGAAGACAGGGGGUAGAAGCAGCGGAUAUUGUUGUGAUAGCAGUCUAUUUCGUCUUGAUCAUGGCAGUCGGUAUAUGGUCUAUGGUGAAGGCGAACCGUGGAACAGUGACGGGGUACUUUCUGGCCGGACGCAGUAUGUGGUGGGGCCCGAUCGGGUUGUCCUUAUAUGGAAGUAACAUCGGCAGCACCAGUUUUAUCGGCUUGGCCGGGACCGGAGCGGCUUCUGGGAUAGCAGUGUCAGCUUAUGAACUCAGCGGUUUGUUUUGUCUCCUGCUGCUUGCUUGGUUAUAUAUUCCAGUCUACAUAUCCUCUGCGGUGACAACCAUGCCACAGUACCUGAAGAAACGUUUUGGCGGGAAAAGACUCCAAAUCUACCUGUCCGUCCUAGCCUUGAUUCAGUACAUCUUCAUCAAGAUAUCGGCGGAUAUGUUCGCAGGUGCACUGUUUAUCCAGUUGGCGCUGGGCUGGAGCCUGUACCCGUCCAUCCUGCUCCUGUUGGCCAUCACUGCGGUCUACACAAUCGGAGGAGGCCUUACCGCAGUAAUGUACACAGACGCUGUGUCAGUCUGCAUCAUGGUAGUCGGAGCCGUCAUUCUGAUGGUCAUGGCAUUUGUGCGAGUCGGUGGGAUAGAAACUCUGAUCGUAGAAUAUUUCCGGUCCAUCCCUAACAUCAGACCUCCCAACACCACUUGCGGCGUGCCGACCCCGGAAGCAUUUCACCUCUUCAGGGAUGCCACCGGAAGUGACCUCCCAUGGCCCGGCCUAGUGUUUGGAAUCUUUAUUCUAUCAGCAUGGUACUUUUGUACUGACCAGGUCCUGGUGCAGCGCUCCCUAGCGGCUAAGAACAUGACGCAUGCUAAGGGCGGGUCCAUUCUGGCCGCGGGGCUGAAGAUCCUCCCCCUGUUCCUAAUGGUCAUGCCCGGGAUGAUCAGCAGGGUUCUGUUCAAAGAUGACGUAGCCUGUGUGACCGCAGAGGAAUGUGUACGAGCGUGUGGGAACCCUGCGAGCUGUACCAACAUCGCCUACCCAAAACUGGUCAUAGAACUCAUGCCAGUCGGUCUGCGAGGGCUGAUGGUAGCCACCAUGUUGGCAGCUCUGAUGAGUUCUCUGACGUCAGUGUUUAACAGCAGCAGCAGCAUCUUUACCGUGGACCUGUGGGCGAGGGUCAGGAGGAAGGCAUCACAACGUGAACUCAUGCUGGUGGGAAGACUGUUCGUGUUGGUGAUGGUGGGGAUAGGAAUCCUGUGGAUCCCGGUAGUGCAGGCAGCUCAGGGCGGACAGCUGUUUGACUACAUCCAGUCCAUCACCAGUUACCAGGCACCGCCCGUCCUGGCCUGCUUCACGCUCGGCAUCCUCUGGCCAAGGACUAACGAACCGGGGGCAUUCUGGGGGAUGAUAAUCGGGCUUGUGGUCGGGACGGUUCGGCUGAUCCUUGACUUCUCGUACGGGUUCCCCCGGUGUGGCGAGCCCGACAACAGGCCUGACAUCAUCACCAAGUUCCACUUUCUGCACUUCGCCAUCCUGCUCUUCGCACUCUGCGUGGUCGCGAUUGUCGUCAUUAGUCUGCUGACUGAGCCUCAAGACAAUGAAAAGUUGGUCCGUUUGACGUGGUGGACGCGACACAGUAAAGACAUGCCGGUGGAUCUGUCCGAUUCUGAAGAGGAGGAAGAAGAAGAGGAAGAAGAAGAAACGGAGAAGGAAGAAAACGGGGAACUACAAACUGAAGCGACAAAACAGAGCGCGGAAGUUCAAGAUGGUGGACAAAGAGGAUCGCGAAGCAUGAUGGGAAUGCUGCAAACCGGAUGGAACUGGUUCUGUGGAUUUUCAGACAUUCCCACCAAAAAGCAGACCAAAGCAGAGAAGGCAGCCUCAUUGAAGGUGAUGACGUCACUGAAAGAGGAUAGGCUCUGGGGACGGUUCGUUAACAUCACUGCAGUGGUGCUGAUGGCUAUUGGGAUAUUCUUUUGGGGAUUUUUUGCUUAAACAGAAGACAACGUCAUCGUUUAAGAAUGAACAUUGGGUUGAGUUUUUCGUGGUUACAUCGAUGAAGAUUAGACAUCCAGGUAAUAAGAUAUGCCAAAAAGCAGUUACUCAAACAACUGGAUAUGAUUUUGGAAACGGCCAGACGUUUCAGAUAGCAUCCGCUAUCUUUUGUCAGUGACACUGAAGUGAUCUGGAAGAAACUGGUCUUUUAUAUUCUAACUAUGAAUGAAGACAACUUUAGAUGUCCAAUAGGAAUACAUUUUGGCUACAUUUUGCAUUAUUGUGGCCACCAUUCUCUUAUUUGUAGUAGAAUGUAGAUUAUACAACAAAGAGAGAGCUGAAUUUUUUUUCCAUAUCUUAUUCGUAACACCAUACCCAAGGGCUAAUUGCAUGUAACACCAGUUCACCUUUAUUCGCGGGGUAACCUAAAUCUGUUGUACCUAAACAAAACAGGAUAUUAAUGGGGUAUCACGUAAAUGGACGGUGGUUUCAAAUUGCUUUUUUGUUCAACAUAUUGUAGUUUGAGACCACCGUCAGUCGACUUGAUAUACCGAAAUACGCUGGUGUUGCAUACAACGGAUAAAGGUUACCCUGCGAAUAAAGGUGAACUAGCGUUACCUAUACGUUAAUAAGUGUUUGGAAUGACUUCUUCUUUGAAUUCAGAGGUUAAUGAACCGUCCCGUGUUUUGAAUGGUCCCCAAAAUAGUAAAGGCUUGGUGAAAUUGUACCAACUGUUUGAAAUAAUAGAAUGAUUCAAUCCAUGUUUUCAUAUUAUUUCAUACACCGAAAAAGAUAAAUUCAAGUACACCCUAGGAGGAGAUAAUCCUUACAGUGUAUAAAUUGGUAUAUAUAUAUAUCGAAGAAUGUCUAGAUCUUAGAACCAAUUGUGAAAAUGAUACUCUAGAUUCGCCAUGUUGAUCCAUUGAUACUUAUUCAUGGAGAUUCUUGUAGGUCAUUGAUAUACGCCUGUUUGUUCAUAUAUAUAGUUGUAAUAGACAAUACAAAAGUCGUUGUACUUUU